AUGCCCCCUCCAACUGUCGGUGACGCAUGGCUCAAGGACCGACGGUUUGGAAUUGUCGUUGAUGCCGGAUCGUCUGGCUCGCGCGUUCAAAUCUACAGCUGGAGGGACCCACGAACACUGGAGGUCAGCAAGGGUAGUCGGUUGGCCUCAACACUGCCCAAGGUGGAGAAGGGUACACGCGACGGGGAAAAUUGGAUGUUCAAAGUUGAGCCAGGCAUAUCUUCGUUCGCAGACAAACCGCAGCAGAUAGCAGACCAUCUUCGACCCCUCUUAGCCCAUGCUCGAAAUCUCAUACCACCCUCUCUCCAACACGAGACCCCGCUUUUCCUUCUCGCGACGGCGGGAAUGCGGCUACUUCCGCCAGAGAAACAAGCUACUUUGCUGCAAGACGCCUGCACUUUCCUGGUUCACCACUCCGAGUUCAAAAUCGACGGUCCUUCUAAGACAGGCCCUUGUGGGUCGAGUGUUCGCAUCAUAACGGGAGAAGAAGAAGGGCUGUUUGGUUGGAUUGCGGUUAACUAUCUCAUGGAUGGGUUUCAAGCUGGCCAGACUACAUAUGGCUUCCUGGAUAUGGGCGGCGCGUCAACACAAAUUGCAUUUGAACCCCAAAGCGCACAUGUCGACGAUGAAAUGACUCUCAUCGAAGUUCGUCUACGACGACUCAGUGGGGAGGAGAUUCAUCACAAGGUUUUCGUAACAACAUGGCUCGGAUACGGGACAAACCAAGCCAGGGAGCGGUAUGUUGGCCAGGCAAUAACCGACCACGAGAAGAGCCGAGGCGAAGGUGGAGACGAUGUUGUUCAUGACCCAUGUCUUCCACUCAAUUUGGAGCUCGCGGAACACCCCAUUCAUACUGCAGCGUCUAGCGACCACGCCAAGAAAACACACAAAUUACUCGGUACAGGCUCAUUCGAACAAUGCAUGCGGAAGACGGCUCCCUUACUCAACAAAAGCGCUCCGUGUCCUGAUACUCCUUGUCUCAUGAACGGUGUCCAUGUUCCUACCAUCGACUUUUCUGUCUCUCAUUUCAUCGGCGUCUCCGAAUAUUGGUACUCUUCUGAGCAUGUCUUUGGAUUGGGAGGACCAUACGACUUUGUUCAAUACGAACGCGCCGCAUCCAAGUUUUGCUCACGAAACUGGGCUGAUAUCUUGAAAGAACACGACAAAAGCGGGCAUCGGCAUAGUGGAGAUGGGGAGGUUGAGAAGGACGGGAAAAUUGUAGAAGUUGGCAAUUGGAGUGACAAGGUCGAGGUCAGCAGACUUCAAAUGCAAUGUUUCAAGGCUGCCUGGGUCGCAAACGUUCUCCAUGAUGGUAUUGGCAUGCCACGUAUCAUCGACAAAGGUGGAAACAACACCACAGAUGGAGAAAAGGUCGCUGUACAAGCGGAGAAGAAAGGCUUGGGGCGCCCAACCUUUCAAUCAGUCGACACAGUUGGCGACAUCGCGAUCAGUUGGACAUUGGGGAAGAUGGUGCUUGAGGCAAGCAAGGAGGUGGUUCCGCUGGUUAAAUCAACGCCGCCUAUCGCAGACCCUUUGGAAGAGCCUGCAAAUUCCAAUUCGCCCAUCAAGCCAAUACAGCUGCCGGGGAUAAGGGAAACGAUAGAGGACACACUAGAAGAUCAUCUUCCUGCAGCCCUUACCAGAGAAGAGCUGGGCUUCUCGCCAGUUAUGGUGUUACUCUACCUCCUCAUGCUGAUCGCGUUUGUGCUUAUCACAUACCCGUUGAUGAGGCGGUUGCGUUCAUUGGGCCUGCGUUUAAUAGCGGGAAGGGAACGCAGAGGGGUGUUACUGGAGGAGGGAAAGGGCGGUUUAACACAGAGCAACUGGAGUCGGUGGAUACGACGACUAACCUCCAUCUCUGUUGGGGCGACAACUGCCAAUUCUCAACGACCAACAAGCAUAUAUGUGCCAGGUAACGGAGCGAGCCCCGAAACACUGCCACCGCCUGUUUAUGGCUUUGCCUCGACGACUUCGAGGUCUCCAUCGCCUGGACCGGCUUUCAUUGAAGUUGGCGAAGCGGAUCCACCUUCUAAUGGGUUAUCGUCGAGGUCAAGGAAUCCAUCCUACAAGAAUCUGGAAGCCUCUAACGCGAACAGGUUCUUUAAAACGUACUUGACGCGACAACUCGCUGCCACGACUACAACCGAGAGCAAGAUGAGCUCGAGACCGAGUGUAAUUCUGCAGCCGUCAGUGAGCACGACCACCGUGACUACGACGACAACGACAACGACAACUUACGCGCCGAUUCCACUUCCCCCAUUACCCACGCCCAUUGAGCCCACCGACCCGAAAGAGUACCCAUUGCUGCACGCCUCUCUCCCCAGCAGUCUACGCAAGUUUCCGUUGGUAUUUCCUGGUGGCACGAGAGCAACAUUCAGAGAUUCGGAUGGCGACAGUGACAAUGGGGAGGGACGACCCGACUACGAUGACGAGCGGGAUUCUCACGGGGAGGGGUGGAGAAUGCUCCGCCGAGAUGACCCGCCAGAGCCUGUCGUUGGUCUGGUAGAGGCUGUUGAGAGAUAUGGAAAGAAAAGGGCCUGGGGAGAAGGCGGAGAAAGUCCCUCAAGAAAGAAACCCCGGCCACCACCAUCUCCACCCGGCUCCCGCCAGGGCUCGCCAUUUGAGCCUGACUUGGCCCUGACCACACUUCUUACCCUCCCCUCCCUCGUUUCGCACUUCACCGCUCUUCCGCCAGCAUUGCAGUCACAUUUCCUAUUAACCCUUUUGCGACAUUCACCGUUACCCGUUCUCAGAAAUGUCCACUCGGUGCUUACACCAACGCUUGCCCGCGACUUCCUUACCCUCCUCCCGCCAGAAUUGGGCUCCCACAUUCUGUCUUUCUUGCCCUUUCCCACUCUCGCUCGUGCUGCCCGGGUUUCGAAAUCAUGGCGGGCACUCAUCGACGCUGAUCCGCUUGUCUGGACAUCACUCCUCAAGUCGUAUGGUAUGUUCUGGGGCUCAGAAGCUGCCUUUUUGCGUGCCCAUCGCAGAUUACCAUAUCCACAUCGUGCGCUCUUCCAGUCGCGAUAUCUUACACAGGCUCGAUGGGCCACGGCGCCGGCUCCCGUCCACCGCAGCUUUCUCGCACACGGAAGCAGUGUUGUCACCUGCCUUAUUCUCUCCAAAGGACGCGUCAUUUCCGCCUCCGACGACCACUCAAUUCAUGUCUACGAUCCCCUUUCAGGAGAGCAAAAACAUGCGUUGCAAGGCCACGAAGGCGGCGUAUGGGCACUUGCCGCAACCGGUGAUAUGCUUGUUUCGGGCUCUACCGACCGCACUGUGAGAAUUUGGGACUUGGUUUCUGGACGCUGCACCCAUGUUUUUGGUGGUCACACGAGUACAGUGCGGUGUCUGUCGAUUGUUCACCCUGAAUGGAUCGAGAUGGACAAUGGCAGACGGGAGAAGUGGCCGAAAAGGGCGUUAAUUGUGACGGGGUCGAGGGACCAUACGUUAAGGGUGUGGACGCUUCCUAGACCGGACGACACGCCGUAUUCUUGUUUUGACGAGGGUGAUCCAGAGGAUGCAGAGGAUAACCCAUAUCAUCGCCAUCAUCUUCAAGGACAUGACCACGCGGUUCGUGCACUUGCUGCCCGCGGAAGGACGCUUGUUUCCGGCUCCUACGAUUCAACUGUCCGUGUAUGGGACCUCGUCAGUGGUGAUUGUCGUUGGGUGCUUGCUGGUCACACUCAGAAAGUUUACAGUGUCGUUCUUGACCCAAUGCGAGACCAAGCCUGCUCCGGCUCUAUGGAUGGGACUGUUCGUAUUUGGGACUUGAAGACAGGUCGAUGUGCCCAUACUCUGACUGGCCAUACAUCGCUGGUGGGUCUUUUGGGGCUAUCGCCUCGAACACUUGUUAGUGCGGCCGCCGACUCGACUCUCCGGGUCUGGGACCCCACAACCGGCGCCUUACUCCAUACCCUUGCCGCCCAUACUGGUGCGAUCACGUGCUUCCAGCAUGACGAAUUCAAGGUGCUCAGCGGUAGUGACGGCACGCUGAAGAUGUGGAAUAUCCGCGACGGAAGCGUGACGCGCGACUUGCUCACCGGGAUUACGGGUGUUUGGCAGGUCGUGUUCGAAGGCCGCUGGUGUGUUGCCGCGAGCAAUCAGACGAGAGGGGGGACUGUCCAGACCGUGUUAGACGUGUGGGACUUUGCGGGUGAAGGCGAAGACUGGGUGGGAGAGCCGCCUGGUGGCGUAUAUGACGAGGGAAGCGACAGCGAUGCUGACGAGGAAGACGACCAAGACAGCGGGGUUUUCAGACGCGGGAUGGAUAUGGUGGUGGAGGAAGAUGACGACACGGAGCAGGAUGUUGACGCGAUGGCCAUGGACGACGACCAGGACAUUAUUCUGCGGAGUCGGAGCGCAUCACGUGUGGCGGAGAGUCUCAUUGAGGUCGAUGAGCCUGGUGAAGGCGACAUUGGGGUCGGCAGUUCAAUAUGGGCGCCUCCGUUACCUUCAAGAACGAAUACCCGGAGGUCCACGAGAACCACAACUUCAUCAACAUCACCGCCGUCAACUGUAGCAGGCCCUUCAAAGCGGUCAGCGACUGAAGAGGCUGGUGGGUCGUCGUCGCGUCAGAGAGGGCAAAGAAGGUCUAGUCGGCGAUAA
Messenger RNA from Mycena indigotica, 4608 nucleotides. RefSeq names its product F-box domain-containing protein. The transcript is spliced from 7 exons. Lineage: Eukaryota; Fungi; Basidiomycota; Agaricomycetes; Agaricales; Mycenaceae. Bases 1 to 4608 code for a protein of 1535 amino acids. Gene Ontology annotation, biological process: nucleoside diphosphate catabolic process. The record is from RefSeq and is a predicted model, not a curated record. Gene Ontology annotation, cellular component: membrane. Gene Ontology annotation, molecular function: nucleoside diphosphate phosphatase activity; protein binding.